AUGACCGACAAUGGAAGCGAACCGACGCCAGCAAAGGAUGUGAUUGAGGUGCACCCUCCGAGUAGCGACGCUCAUGUUGAAGCAGUGGCGGAUCCCAACGUCGCGUUGGAGGCAGCAAACAAGACGCUGGCGUCGCGCCCACGGCGAUCUUUGAGAAGCGCGGGUCGCGCCGCGGAAGAAAAGACUGUCACAAACACUGUCAAGAAGACGGUCAAGAUCAUUGCCAGGCGCGCCCAGGGCAAGUGGGACGCAGAACGACUCCUCACAGACCCCAAGUCGCCGCUGGCCAAGGCCAAUCUACGAACAAUUCUUGCCAACCCCAUGGCAUGGAACUGCCUCGACGCAGCAGACCACGCCGAGAUUCUCGCCCUCUUCCCGGACCAGCGCCACAUUACCGUCGCAGAGGACGGCGCGCAGCGGCCCAACAUGGAGUCGCUGAUGAACGACGACAGCUUCCGGUACGACUGCGCCGCGUACACGGAGAGCCUGGCGCAGGGGCGGCACGAUCCGGACUGGCUGGCGCAGGCGUGGGCGGCCCACGAGCGGCGCAAGGCGGGCGAUUUUGACGACUUUUUGCGCGCCAAGUUUGAAAAGGAGUGGGAGGUCAAGCUGCCGGAGGAAGCGCCAGGCGCAGACGACGAGAAGGGGGGGGAAGAGGGCGGCGGGGACGGCGUGGCAAAUGGCGCUGUGACGGGCUAG
Molecule: messenger RNA, 699 nt
Organism: Beauveria bassiana ARSEF 2860
Lineage: Eukaryota; Fungi; Ascomycota; Sordariomycetes; Hypocreales; Cordycipitaceae
Product: proline-rich early nodulin
Exons: 2
Coding region: 1-699 (232 amino acids)
Source: RefSeq, a predicted model, not a curated record